This is a messenger RNA of Babjeviella inositovora NRRL Y-12698, 1284 nucleotides long. RefSeq names its product adenylosuccinate synthase (gene ADE12). The record is from RefSeq and is a predicted model, not a curated record. Lineage: Eukaryota; Fungi; Ascomycota; Pichiomycetes; Serinales. The transcript has a single exon. Gene Ontology annotation, molecular function: adenylosuccinate synthase activity; GTP binding. Bases 1 to 1284 code for a protein of 427 amino acids. Gene Ontology annotation, biological process: 'de novo' AMP biosynthetic process; IMP metabolic process. Gene Ontology annotation, cellular component: cytoplasm.
AUGACUGACGUUGUUCUCGGGUCCCAAUGGGGUGACGAAGGUAAGGGAAAGUUAGUGGAUAUCCUCUGUGAAGACAUUGACGUCUGUGCCAGAUGCCAGGGUGGUAACAAUGCUGGCCACACCAUUGUGGUUGGCACCACCAAGUACGAUUUCCACAUGUUACCAUCGGGUUUGGUCAACCAGAACUGCCAGAACUUGAUCGGUUCCGGUGUGGUGGUGCACGUGCCGUCUUUCUUCGAGGAGUUGGAAAACUUGGAAAAGAAGGGCUUGGACUGCCGUGACAGAUUGUUCUUGUCUUCCAGAGCCCACUUGGUGUUUGACUUCCACCAGAGAACCGACAAGUUGAAGGAGGCCGAGCUUUCCGAGAACAAAAAGUCCAUUGGUACCACCGGUAAGGGUAUCGGUCCUACCUACUCCACUAAGGCAUCCAGAUCCGGGAUCAGAGUCCACCACUUGGUGUCUGAUGAGCCAGAAUCCUGGAACGAGUUCAAGACCAGAUUGACUAGAUUGUUGGAGACCAGACAGAAGAGAUAUGGUGACUUCCAGUACGACCUCGAGGCCGAGAUCACCAGAUAUGCCGCCUACCGCGAACAGUUGAAGCCGUUUGUCGUGGACUCUGUCGCCUUCAUGCACAAGGCGCUUAAGGAAAACAAGAAGAUUCUUGUGGAAGGCGCCAAUGCCUUGAUGUUGGACAUUGACUUUGGUACUUACCCAUACGUCACCUCCUCCUCUACCGGCAUCGGUGGUGUCUUGACCGGUUUAGGGAUUCCGCCAAAGUACAUCAACAACGUGUACGGUGUCGUUAAGGCCUACACCACCAGAGUCGGUGAAGGUCCGUUCCCUACCGAGCAGUUGAAUCAGGAUGGAGAAAAGUUGCAGACCAUUGGAGCCGAGUACGGUGUCACCACCGGUAGAAAGAGAAGAUGUGGUUGGUUGGAUCUUGUCGUACUUAAGUACUCCAACGCCAUCAACGGCUACACCUCCUUGAACAUCACCAAGUUGGACGUUCUCGACACCUUCAAGGAGAUCCAGGUCGGUGUGGCCUACAAGUACAAUGGCAAGGUCUUAGACUCGUUCCCGGAAGACCUCUACGCCUUGGGCAAGGUUGAGGUUGUCUACGAAACCUUACCAGGCUGGGAGGUCGACAUCACCCAGGUCAAGACCUACGCUGAGUUGCCAGAAAAUGCCAAGAAGUACUUGAAGUACAUCGAGGACUUUUUGGACGUUCCAGUCGAAUGGGUUGGUACCGGUCCAGCCAGAGAGUCGAUGUUGGUCAAGAACUAG